UGAUGCAGUCUGCACUGCUUUCACAACCCGGUCGGUCCGCGGGGCUGGACUGCGCUGCCUGCUGCGCACAGCGACCACAAGCUCCCCAAGUAGUGACCCACCAGCAGCGAUGCGUGCUAUGGCCACGCAGUAGCAUUCACUGGAAUAGAUGGUGAAGCAGUCUUUUGCAGAAGGGAUUCUUCUUGUUUUUGUCUCCCCUGGAGGUGCGCUAUGGCAGCCAUGGUGAGCUGUCAGAGUGGCAGAAGUUUACGAAACGGCGACUGGGGCUUCGCACCUCUGCUGGCUGCUGUGCUGCUCAGCUUUCUGCUUGCAGGGAUGCAGCAGACCACAGCGUUUCCCACCUGGAGAUUAGAGGAAGAAGCUCACACCACUGUGCUGCUCAUCGGGAUCCGCAAAGAGGCCCGGUCACAAGUACUUCACCUCUCCAGGAACAAGCGCUACACCCUCACCCCGGAGAAGCUCAAAUGGGACAAGUUCAAGCUCACAUACAAGUUGCUCUCCUUCCCUACAAACUUGAUGAACGCCAGCGAUACACGUCGGGGAAUCGCCAAGGCUUUUGGCAUGUGGAGCGACGUCUCGCCGUUCACCUUCAGAGAGGUGCCGGCCGACCAAGAGGCGGACAUCAAGAUCGGCUUCUAUCCAGUCAACCACACAGACUGUUGGCAGUCCCACUUGCACCAUUGUUUCGAUGGCAUCACAGGAGAACUGGCUCACGCGUUCUUCCCGCCAACAGGCGAGAUCCACUUUGACGACCACGAAUAUUGGAUUCUGGGAAACAUGCGCUUCAGCUGGAAGAAAGGGGUUUGGCUGACGGAUCUCGUCCACGUGGCGGCUCACGAAAUCGGUCACGUCCUGGGACUCAUGCACUCCAUGGAUCCCAAAGCUUUGAUGCACCUGAAUGCAACUCUGACAGGGCGCAAGCUCAUCACACAGGAUGAGGUGUGGGGUUUGCACCGGCUCUACGGAUGUUUGGAUCGUCUAUUUAUCUGUCCGGCCUGGGCUCGGAAAGGCUACUGCGAGAGCAAGCGCAGACUGAUGCAGAAGCACUGCCCCUCCAGCUGUGAUUUCUGUUACGAAUUCCCUUUCCCCACCGUAGCUCCCACCCCGGCUCCCCCAAGGACCAAACACAAGCUGGUGGUCGAGGGCAAGAAACUGACAUUUCGUUGCGGGAAGAAAAUAGCAUCAAAGAAAGGCAAAGUACACUGGUACAAGGACGGGGAGCUGCUGGAGUUCUCUCACCCAAACUACAUCUCACUGAAAGACGACCACAUUACUAUAGUGGCCAACGCCAUCAACGAAGGCACGUACACCUGCAUCGUUAAGAAGAAGAACAAAAUUCUCACUAACUACUCGUGGAGGGUACGCGUGCGCUUCUGAAGCAGAACAGCCCAGCUCCUCUGCACACUGAACAGGACAUAUUCACAGAUGGUCACCAGGAGACCUCACUCACUAGGGCACAUACUAGUAUUUUUUGUUUUGUUUUUUAAACGUUCUUCCUGUAUCCACGUAAAAUUGUUGACCGUCUUUGUGUCAAUGCGUUUACAUCUGUGCAAAGAAUAAAUGCUCUGUGACAGAUAUUUUUUACAUUUUUUGUGGAAAACACUACCUGACUGUAAAAAGCUGUUUGUGGCAGAUGCUGUGGUUUGCAUUUUAUUUGGUGAUGAAAGUUCUGUGCAGCUCUCAUCAGCUGUUCGGGACGAUGACGUCAGUCUGGAUUCAUCAAGCCUGGACUUCUUCAAAGCUCUUUCAGCUAAGGCAGCUGAAGGAGUCCAAGGCCACCCACGGGAUUCCUCUGAAAAAUAGGGACUAAUUAGUUGCACAGAAACCCAGAAGAUAUUAGUACUGUUGGGAGAACUCACCAUAGCCUUCUACAAAAUGUCCCAAAUGUCUUUUUUUUUUUUUUAAUGGACCUGAAAAACUUACAGAAGCCCUUGCUUUAGAUGCAUAGCAUUCAAAUAAUUUACACACUGCCCAAGUAAGCUACUAAAGCCAGAAUAAACAAU
Molecule: messenger RNA, 2003 nt
Organism: Pundamilia nyererei
Lineage: Eukaryota; Metazoa; Chordata; Actinopteri; Cichliformes; Cichlidae
Gene: mmp23ba
Product: matrix metallopeptidase 23ba
Exons: 8
Coding region: 211-1377 (388 amino acids)
Biological process (GO): extracellular matrix organization; collagen catabolic process; proteolysis
Cellular component (GO): extracellular matrix
Molecular function (GO): zinc ion binding; metalloendopeptidase activity
Source: RefSeq, a predicted model, not a curated record